Messenger RNA from Schistocerca nitens (vagrant locust), 1545 nucleotides. Its product is annotated as fibrous sheath CABYR-binding protein-like. The transcript has 3 exons. NCBI's taxonomy places the organism in Eukaryota, Metazoa, Arthropoda, Insecta, Orthoptera, Acrididae. The record is from RefSeq and is a predicted model, not a curated record. The coding region runs from base 1 to 1545 and encodes 514 amino acids.
AUGGUCGCGCGAAAAGAUGCUCGCAAACAGGGAAAGUGCGACACGGAGAGCGAGUGGACGGCGUCCAGUAAUACAACAGAGCCGGCGGCGGUCGUGGAUCCUGUUACUAUCUCUGACAAUGUUGCACUUCCUGUUAAUGACUUUCCGUCCUUAAAACCUGCAUUAACUGCUGAACUUCCGUCCCGUGACAGCGAGAUUCCCACAAAAAAGCGUCCUCUAGAGGAAACUGAAAAAAAUGUAGAUGAGGACUCUUCCUGUGAAACACCCGUUGCCAGGAGGCCGAAGCCUAGUCCUGAAGAUCUGUUGGAAGUGGACAACGAAGAUGGAAUGACGGUCGAUGUGGCUCCCACUUCCGCACAUGGACUUACACCGCCACGGACAGAUAGUGACGCAGCGGGUAGUGACUUUCCACGGAAAUGUGACCCUGAGCCUGAGGUCACGGCUGAAAUACCCGCAUCCAGUGCACAACCCAUACAGUGCGAACCGUACGAGGAAGUACCUAGUAAACAACCUGCUGACUCCGAAGCGCAACGCCGCGCCGAAGGAGGAAAUAAACACGCCUCGCCGCCUCGACAGCACGACAACACAACAGACGCCACGCCGGAACCAAACAUUGACGACUCGCAAGCCCCGGCCGUUGCCCCCUGCAGCCACCGCCGGCGGUUGCGACCGACACCGGGUCUUACUGUCACGCGUCCUCACGCGAAAGCUCCAUCAGAGAAGAAAGACAUCAAGAAACAGAAUAUUAAAUAUGAAGUCAUCAGGGCCAACACUGACGUGGAGAAAGAGAAUGGCCGCACCAGUAAUACAACAGAGCCGGCGGCGGUCGUGGAUCCUGUUACUAUCUCUGACAAUGUUGCACUUCCUGUUAAUGACUUUCCGUCCUUAAAACCUGCAUUAACUGCUGAACUUCCGUCCCGUGACAGCGAGAUUCCCACAAAAAAGCGUCCUCUAGAGGAAACUGAAAAAAAUGUAGAUGAGGACUCUUCCUGUGAAACACCCGUUGCCAGGAGGCCGAAGCCUAGUCCUGAAGAUCUGUUGGAAGUGGACAACGAAGAUGGAAUGACGGUCGAUGUGGCUCCCACUUCCGCACAUGGACUUACACCGCCACGGACAGAUAGUGACGCAGCGGGUAGUGACUUUCCACGGAAAUGUGACCCUGAGCCUGAGGUCACGGCUGAAAUACCCGCAUCCAGUGCACAACCCAUACAGUGCGAACCGUACGAGGAAGUACCUAGUAAACAACCUGCUGACUCCGAAGCGCAACGCCGCGCCGAAGGAGGAAAUAAACACGCCUCGCCGCCUCGACAGCACGACAACACAACAGACGCCACGCCGGAACCAAACAUUGACGACUCGCAAGCCCCGGCCGUUGCCCCCUGCAGCCACCGCCGGCGGUUGCGACCGACACCGGGUCUUACUGUCACGCGUCCUCACGCGAAAGCUCCAUCAGAGAAGAAAGACAUCAAGAAACAGAAUAUUAAAUAUGAAGUCAUCAGGGCCAACACUGACGUGGAGAAAGAGAAUGGCCGCAGUGACUUAUAG